Magnolia sinica is the source of this 743-nucleotide messenger RNA. RefSeq names its product peroxisomal nicotinamide adenine dinucleotide carrier-like. Bases 90 to 386 code for a protein of 98 amino acids. The transcript is spliced from 3 exons. The record is from RefSeq and is a predicted model, not a curated record. Lineage: Eukaryota; Viridiplantae; Streptophyta; Magnoliopsida; Magnoliales; Magnoliaceae.
AUUAUAGUUUUUGUUUUAUCUGUUUUGUAGUCUAGAUUUUUUUAUUAUUUAAUUAUGAUCAAUUCUGAUUUUUCUUUUCUUUUCUUUGGAUGCUUGGGACAGUUCUUGGAAGAGUUCGAGUGGCUGUAAGACUACGACCUUGGAAUGCAGAGUUGGUUGCAGAUGCUGAUUUUACUGAUUGUGUAGAAUUGCAGCUAGAGGUGAGCAACCCUUCCAUACAAUUCAUGCUGUAUGAGACCAUGCUAAAGCAGCUGAAGGAAAGACGCACCUUGAGUAAGAAAGCCACAAAAGGAGUGACUGUAUUGGAGGUAUUUCUUCUUGGAGCUGUUGCUAAACUUCGGGCUGACUGUUGUGACUUAUCCCCUGCUUGUUGUGAAGGUAACUGAUUUUGCCUUGUCUUUUAGCCAUUUACCACAUGAUGCAACUUUUUCCAUGUGUUCGUCUUUUUAGUUUUAAAUUUUUUCUGCUUGCUUCAACAAAUUGCAUCUUUUUGGAACAAUUCGGUGGACUUGGGCUGCAUAACAAGCUUGAAUCCUUUGUAGGAUUAUAAUCCCUCCAGCCACGUUACUGUGAGAAAACAGAGCUGUGUUAUCUCUACUUCUCAUCUGUUUUUCCACUGAAAUUCUUUCUUGCUUCAUGUGCAGACCAAGACUGGAGAUGCGGCCAAGGCAGGGAAGAAGAAUGAUGUGGUGUGGUUCUAUUUUUCUUUUUUUUCAUUUUUUCUGUGCAGUUUUGCUGUCAUU